Gadus macrocephalus (Pacific cod) is the source of this 1048-nucleotide messenger RNA. RefSeq names its product mitochondrial ribosomal protein L14 (gene mrpl14). Gene Ontology annotation, biological process: translation. Gene Ontology annotation, molecular function: structural constituent of ribosome. Lineage: Eukaryota; Metazoa; Chordata; Actinopteri; Gadiformes; Gadidae. Gene Ontology annotation, cellular component: ribosome; mitochondrion. The record is from RefSeq and is a predicted model, not a curated record. The coding region runs from base 399 to 866 and encodes 155 amino acids. The transcript is spliced from 3 exons.
UUCCACUAAAGAUUGUGUCACGUGUGUAGGUUAAAGUUACAUACAUAUACCCAUGUAUCUUACAUAUAAAGUUGUGUGGGACAAGAUAAAUCGUGUUAUUACGAAUUAAAAAAUCCAACACAUUAUUACGAUAUCGCUCCGAGAGAGUGAUACCUCAGCGGAGACUGUAGAUUCAUCUUGUAACCUGUAACGCCUAGAAUUAGCUAGCGCUAAUUCUAGCUCGGCGCAUGUCAGUGACGUUGCACCUUUGACAUUGGCAUGAAGCAUGAGAGUAGCUGACAAACUAUACUCUUGUCUGUUUGAAACAGAAACGUUUAGCGUUUGAAUCUAAUCGAGAUCUCAAACCGACUGUGUCCAUAUCUAGAUGACAGUACAUAUUCGCUUACGGUUGUAACGUUAUGGCUCUUCUAAACCGCCUCGCAAAAUGCAAAUACAUGCAUCUUGCAUGUCAUGCUCUGCGUGUGAAUGCGACGUCGUUUACCCAACACAGUGCAUUCAGCGUAUCAGCGGUGUCCGCUGCCAUACAGAAGAUGACCAGAGUACGUGUUGUGGAUAACAGUCCGCUUGGCAACACCCCUCACCAUCGUGCACCAAGGGUCAUCCAUGUGUACACCAAGAACGGCGUGGGGAAAGUAGGAGACAAAGUUCUGCUUGCCAUUAAAGGACAGAAAAAGAAGGCACUUAUUGUUGGACACAAGAUGCCCGGGGAACGCAUGACGCCACGUUUUGAUUCCAAUAAUGUUGUCCUGAUUGAGGACAAUGGUAAUCCGACAGGGACCAGAAUAAGGGUCCCUGUGCCUACACAUCUUCGUAAACUGGAGGGAGACUACUCCAAAUUGUUGGCAAUUGCUAGCAGAUUUGUAUAGUAAGCAACCAUGCAAACAAUGAUGCUGUCACUAUUUCAUUCAUUGUUCUUCCUGUUUUGUAAUAAGAUUGUAUGCUUCAAUGUCUCUAUAUUCUGGUUAACAAACGCAUUAUCAGUAUGUCUACUUGUUUCAUAUAUUUAAAUUUAAACCUUUUUAUUCAUGUUAAACUGUUCUUUAUUUGG